Molecule: messenger RNA, 2323 nt
Organism: Pecten maximus
Lineage: Eukaryota; Metazoa; Mollusca; Bivalvia; Pectinida; Pectinidae
Product: sentrin-specific protease 1-like
Exons: 18
Coding region: 60-2063 (667 amino acids)
Biological process (GO): protein desumoylation
Cellular component (GO): nucleus
Molecular function (GO): deSUMOylase activity
Source: RefSeq, a predicted model, not a curated record
UCGUUAUUUCCGAGGCGCAAUCAAAUUUUCGCAGGAAAAUCUCACCGAGAGAGCUGGCAAUGCUUAGCUCUUUCACAACAAGAUUUCGCACCCUUUUGUUCAAAGACGAGGGAACAAUAUCACAUGAACAAGGUUCAAGAAAAAGAAAACGGGUAGAUGAAUGUUCAGAGAAUGGAGGAGAAGAUGAAGAUGUUAUCAUUGUUGCAGUCAAGAGACCGAAAGUAGAGACACAAUCUCUGUUUUCCAGAGUACUGUCCAGUCCCUAUAAAAAGAUGUCUGACUGGGUGAAGAGUAAGACAAAAUGGAAUGACAGCUUCUUCUCUCGACCUAAACUGAAAAACAACAAUAGAAACACUCUCAACUUUGAGCAAAUUCCAAGAAAUGGCCGUCUCAAUGGAGGACAGAACCCACAUGAAAUUCGCCAUGAGAAAUAUCUUGCCAAUCGUGCAAUUAGCAAGCCAAAUGAGGAAAUUUUCAUUAAGAAAGACACAGAAUCUCGUAUGGAUAGACAAUGGCAGCAACCAGUGUUACAGCGGGUAGUUGAAUCUCAGACCAAAAGUGAUCGAGCAGCCAAGAUGACCUCAGUGCCAACACAAACGGAUGUUAUCAUAUUGAAUGGAAAGGAUGGAGGUGAGAGGAACCUGGGCACACGUCAGAAAUCAACAUCAUCAUUAAACUUUACAGCCAAGCAUUGUGUUGAUUAUGAAGAAAAGGAGCAGUACCGACUGUUGUUGCAGCAAUAUACCUCUGUCCCAAUCACUCCUGAGGCACUACCAAAACACAAACAGGCUCUACCAAGGCCUUCCAGCGUAGUGUCAAAAAGGUCUGUCGACAAUUUGUCGUUUGGGAAUCAAUCCCAGAAUUGGCCGUCACUCACCUGGACUACAAACAACAGGUCAUUGCACGCCACACCAAUCCGUCCGUUCACAGAAAUGAAUGGUUCAUCCUUCCUAAAGCAACACACCCCAGCUGUGGACUUACUGAGGAAAUCAACAGUGGUGCGCACACCAAUGCAUCCCCCUGUCUACAAAGAUAAGGAGUCGCACAGACCAAAGAGCAAGUCGGUUGAGAAUUUAGAAAAGUUGAAAAAGUCAGAACUAUCAAGAAGGCCAACUUUUAAAGAUUCUCAAUAUAUUACGGAGGAAUGGGUGGAAGAUAUUCUCACAAAAUAUUCUGUGGAUUCCCGAGAAAGAAAUAGGAAAAUAGCAGAACAAGAAGGGAAAUCCAAAUUCUAUGAGGAAAGGAGGAAAGCAAGAGAAGAGCACCUAGAGAGAGAGAUCCAGAUUCGUAUGAGAGAGCUGUCAACAGAACUACCCUUCGCAGAGGAACCAACAAUAGAAGACCUUGAAGAAGAGGAUGAGGUGGUGCAGGUGGAAGAAAAAGAAGUAUUCCCAGAGCUGACAGAUGGCAUGGACAGGAUCAUUUCAAAUGCUCUUCGGCCUCGCCCAGAGCAUGAAGUUCUAGUCGAAGCAUUCCGUCUUCAGAUCACUCGCAAGGAUAUGGCAACUCUUUCUGGUCUCAAUUGGCUCAAUGAUGAGAUUAUCAACUUUUACAUGAACCUGUUAAUGGAACGAGGGAAGGAAGAGGGAAAAUCCAAGGUUUAUGCUUGUAAUACUUUUUUCUACCCUAAAGUUGUCAGUGGUGGUCAUUCAGCAGUCCGGCGCUGGACCAAGAGGAUUGACAUUUUCUCCCAAGAUUACAUCCUUAUUCCGGUCCAUCUUGGCAUGCAUUGGUGUUUAGCGGUGGUCGAUUUCAAGAAGAAACUUGUGCAAUACUUUGAUUCCAUGGGUGGGGAGAACCAACAGUGUGUUAAUGCAAUAAAAAAAUACCUGUGCGAUGAAAGUAUGGACAAGAAGAAGCAGGAAUUCAAUCUCACGGGCUGGGCCACUGAGAUAGUCAAAGAUAUACCUCAGCAGAUGAACGGAAGUGACUGUGGGAUGUUUGCUUGUAAAUAUGCGGAGUACAUCACCAGAGGAGCAGAAAUCACAUUCACACAGGAACACAUGCCAUACUUCAGACAGAGAAUGGUGUACGAGAUUCUACAGGCGAAGCUGUUACAGUAGCAGGUGGGAGUGAUAAUUGAGGACCUUUGGUGCUGUGUGUAAUUCACUGUGAGGAUGAGUGAGUGGUGAAAAUGCAGGGUUAACAUUAAUAACAUAAAAUGAUGAAAUAUCAAGAUGCAAAUCAACAUGAUUCCACAUCCAUGUGACAGAACAUUUGGGAAGAUUGUGGCUGUGACCAGGUGGAUUUUCUGUUUCUCUGCAGGGUCAAAUGGAAUACAACAUGUAUAUUAUUUUCUGUUCUGCCAAAUGUUUAAUUCAUA